Molecule: messenger RNA, 432 nt
Organism: Danaus chrysippus (African queen)
Lineage: Eukaryota; Metazoa; Arthropoda; Insecta; Lepidoptera; Nymphalidae
Source: the annotation of a GenBank genome assembly
AUGACCCCUGCGGUUAAUCAAGUGAAAAUCUGGUUCCAGAACAGAAGGACGAAGUGGAAGAAGAAAGACAACGUCACGAACGCCGAGGUGGCGGAGAUAAAGCAGCAGAACAAACCAACAGAAGAGAAAAUAGAAGAAUUAAAGGACCCGCUGGCGAUAGACAUGUCCAAGAAGAGUUGCAACAAGAUACUCAACGAGAAGUUAAAAAGUACAAAGAUAGGGACACAGAACCUUCCGAAACCGAGGAGGGUUGAGAAGAGUGUGAUGAUGGAGAGUCUGUGUGAAGUGACAGAUAUAGAGACCAAGAUAUCGAUAACGAAGAUUAGUAACAAACUGUCGAGUACCGAGCUGACGGACACCCUCAGUGUGAGGAGCUUCACCCCCGAGGAAGUGAAGGACAAGUACGACUCACUCACAGACGUGGAGAUGUGA